Messenger RNA from Funneliformis geosporum, 633 nucleotides. The record is from the annotation of a GenBank genome assembly. NCBI's taxonomy places the organism in Eukaryota, Fungi, Glomeromycota, Glomeromycetes, Glomerales, Glomeraceae.
AUGCCCAAAGCUUCAAAGAAUAACUCAGGAUCUAAAUAUGAUCAAAAAAUAGUCCACAAGGUUAUUAAAAAAUACGUAUUGAUGCUACAUAAGCAAGGGGGAUACUUCUUUAACGAAUUACCUUUGGAAGAGCUACUACAACCAUGUAAAACUCCCUUAAACGAAUUCUUUCUUUAUCGCAAAGACAAGCUACGAAUAAUUAAAAGAGAUCAUCCGAAAGCAAAUUUUGAAGAAAUUUCUAUAGUCGCAUCACGAAUGUGGAAAUUUGAAUUAAUCGAGAUAAAAAAUUAUUAUACAAUGUUAGCAAAAAUAGGCGCUUUAAUUAAAGACGAAAUCUCCAACGAUUCAAGUUAUGUGGGAUCCGAACCAUGGAAGUUUUCUGCAAAUAUUCCACAAAUGUUUCUGUGUCCUACAACUACGGAUGCAGAAAACACGCUUGAUCUAAAAUGGACAGGAAUUUCUUCUGUGCAUCAAGAUUACGUAUCAUCACAAUCGAAUUCAUCCGAAAAAAUUAUGGAUAAGUUUUUAAACAAUUUCAAUUCGAUUAUUGAUUUUAACACCCAAGAAAAUCAUAUUUUAAAUGAAAUUGAUAAUUUAUUUUCUAAGUCUUAUCCACAAAUAUUCGAUAAUUAA